This is a messenger RNA of Durusdinium trenchii, 1743 nucleotides long. The record is from the annotation of a GenBank genome assembly. NCBI's taxonomy places the organism in Eukaryota, Dinophyceae, Suessiales, Symbiodiniaceae.
AUGCGGCCUUUGGCAGAGGUGGCCUAUGUGGCACAGAAUCCGGAGUUCCCGGCUCAUCAGUAUGAUGUCACCUGCUGCUGCGACUCCUUGUGCUGUUCCUCCAAGCUCUUGGAAUUGGCCCCGGAUGAAGCCGUCUUGACCACGCGGCAACACCUCACAGGCAGCGUCAUCACAAGCAGAGUUCCGUAUGGAAACAUUCAGUCAGUGGACGCGAUGCAGUCCUGUGGAUGCUGCGUGGCUCUGGAAGCCGGGGAGCUGACGAAACCGCCGGGACGUGCGGAGCACAUGCCGAUUCAACCCGGCUUCGGCUGUGAUCGAGCCUUGGUGGACACCAUUCGUGAGGAUAUGCAGGCCAGGGUGGAUGUGCGUGGCAACGUGGGGCAGAUCAAACAGUUAGAGAAGAUGAUGGCCAAGUUCGGUGACUUUGCGACGGAGAUCCCCCUGAUGCUUGACAAAGUUGGAGCCGAUACCUCGUACCCGCCCUCGCAGCAGACCAUGAGCGCCGUCUACGGCGAGCAGGGGCCUGAAAUUCAACCGCCCAGCAGUUUGCCGCAUGAGGUGCCCAGUCAAACCUUUCAGAGUCGACACUUCAACGUGCGCAACGAGUUUCUGAACUGCUGCUGCCUGGCGGUGACCUGUGGUCUGGCUGGCUGCACCACGCGCGAAAUCAACUUGGAGUCUGAGCAGAUGGUCACAACCUCCCGCAACAACUGCUGUAGCUCCAUCGACCGCAAGCCCUAUGCACAGCUUCGAGCAGUGGAUGAGGAGAUCGUGUGCUGCUGCUGUCACAUGGUGAACGGCAUGGUUCCGGGCUGGUGCGGCGAUACGGACCGUGUCCGCGACAUUGCCCAAGAACUCCAAGCGCGGAAGGUGGGCCGCGGGAACAUCGCACAGCUGCGAAACCAGGAAAACACCAUGAUCAAGGCUUUAGAAGCCGACAUCCGCAUGGACAUCCUGCUGAAGAACCAAGGGGUCGCUUAUCCUCCUUCGCAGGAAACCAUGCAAGCCGUGUAUGGACCAAACCCACCCCAAUUGCCGAGUGCAGGAGCUCAACGAGGAGAGGCAAUGCAUUUGAGUGCAUCAGAGCAAAUGCCACAGAGAAGCUUCAACAUCACGAAUGCCUGCGACUUUGUGUGUUGUUGCUGCAUGACCACCAACCUGGAACUCAAUGAUGAAGAGGCGAUCUUCCGCCAGAAGAGCUGUUGUUUGAAGUCCGUGCGGCGCGAGCCCUAUGCACAGUUGGGCUCCGUAGAGCCCGCGCGGCUUUGCUUCGGAGCCUGUGUGAACGUUCACACCGAUCAGAACAUGGUGUGUCCGGGCUGCGGUUGCAAUCAGCGGUUGACACAAGAGAUCUCCGAUGAAUUGCAGCAUCGCAAAGUGAAGCGUGGAAACAUUGCACAGAUUCGGCAGCAGGAAAAUCUCAUGCUCGAGAUCAUCAAGCUGGGUACAAAAGCCGACCUUUUAUCUCAUAAACUCUCUGUGCCAUUCCCACCUCCUCAAGAGAUGAUGCAGUCUACCUUUGGUGGUCAAGGCCAGGUUUGUCGUUUUUCCUCGGAUCCGCACCACAGAAGGACCAGUCAGCCAAGCAGCUUGGUGGUGACCGACUCUACGAGCCGAGGUGUGCCAAUGCCAGGCGAGCUGGCCGACCAGAUCAUGACGGUCACAGUUCCCUUCGGCUUAAGAGUGGCUUGGGGCUGCAUGAGAGAUAAACAUGCUGUCAGCCCUAUUACCUGGAACAGUUAG